Coturnix japonica (Japanese quail) is the source of this 3872-nucleotide messenger RNA. It is a transcript of the gene RAVER2, whose product is annotated as ribonucleoprotein, PTB binding 2. NCBI's taxonomy places the organism in Eukaryota, Metazoa, Chordata, Aves, Galliformes, Phasianidae. Gene Ontology annotation, cellular component: nucleus. Gene Ontology annotation, molecular function: mRNA binding. The record is from RefSeq and is a predicted model, not a curated record.
CCCCCCCCCGCCCCGCUCGGCCGGGCGGCUCUGCAAGAUGGCGGCGGCAGCCGAGCGCGGAGCGGGGCUGCCCGCAGAGCCGCCGCCUCCAGCGCCGCGCGGGGCUCGGCCGGCGCCGCUGGGCAGCGAGGAGGUGUCGAGGCGGCUGGCGGCCACACGGCGGGAGCUGAGCAACCGGCGCAAGAUCCUGCUGCGGAACCUGCCGGCCGAGAGCAGCAGCCAGGAAAUCCACGACUUAUUUAAAGAUUAUGAAAUAAAGUAUUGUUAUGUGGACAGAAAUAAAAGAACAGCAUUUGUUACUCUGUUAAAUGGAGAACAGGCUCAAAAUGCAAUUCAGAAGUUUCACCAGUACUCCCUUCGAGGAAAAGAAAUAUCUGUGCAACUGCAGCCAACAGAUGCUCUGCUGUGCAUUACCAAUUUGCCUAUUUCAUUUACGUUGGAAGAGUUUGAAGAACUCGUGCGUGCUUAUGGCAACGUUGAGAGGUGCUUUUUGGUCUAUAAUGAAGUUACUGGCCAUUCCAAGGGCUAUGGAUUUGUGGAAUACAUGAAGAAGGACUCUGCUGCAAAGGCGAGACUGGAACUUCUGGGGAAACAGUUAGACGAGAGCACUCUCUUUGCACAGUGGAUGGAUGUGAACCAGCUGACUACAAAUCUAAUACACUCCAAGUGCCUUUGUGUAGAUAAAUUGCAAAAGGACUGCUCUGAUUCAAAAGAACUGUUGCAGGCUUUCUCUCUACAGUAUAAACCUGUAUUCUGCCAGUUUGCUCAGGAUGAAGAUAGUUGCAUUGGUGACUUUGCAGUGAUCGAGUAUGAAACUGCAGAGCAGGCCGAGAAAGUGCAGGAGGCGAUGGAUGGCACGGUGAUCAAAGGGAGGAGAGUGCAGGUGUCAUACUGCGCCCCAGGAGCGCCGGGCAGAAGCACGCUAGCAGCGCUUAUCGCAGCACAGAGGAUGAUGAGGAACAAUAGGAAAGGAUUGCUUCCAGAGCCGAAUCCGGUGCAGAUUAUGAAAAGUUUUAACAAUCCAGCAAUGUUGCAAAUCCUGCUGCAGCCCCAGCUGCGUGGACACGCUGUCAAACCUGGAGUUCUGGGAGCAGCAGCAGGUUUGCCUCACCUUAUGAACACAGCAGUCAGCCCUCCUUUCCUGCAGCUGAACAAAGUCCACCAGAAUUCAAUUCUGGGCAAUACGAGUAACUUGCUACUGCAGAGCCCUGCUCACCUCCCAUUGCCACAGCAGCAGCUGAUGAAGAUGGAGAACAUCCAGGCCAAUAGUAAACCAGGUUUGCUGGGAGAGCCUCCAACGAUGCUGCUACAGACAGUGCUGGGAAUAGGGGUAAUGCCAUCAGUGAAUUCAGGCAUGGGAACCCGUGGAGAAGCUCUCAAGUCUUCUAAUCUGCCUCCAAUUCAAACAGCAGCAGCAGCAGCAGGGAUGGGCUUGUUGCCAUUCUUUCCAAAUCAGCACAUUGUUGGACAAGCCAUAGCAGGGCAAAAUAAUGCCCCGGAUAAAGCACUGACUGCUGAAGGGGUCGUCUCGGGAUCGCAGCCGUAUCAUCAGAGUGUAACCAACAUCGCUGCAGGAGCCUUGCGGGCCGGCCACGCCAAGCAACAGAAUCAACUGAACCAACUGAAAAGCACUGACACAACUUUGGGGCCUCCUUCAAAGAAACAGACUUCUCUGCUAGGAGAACCGCCAAAAGAAAUCCGCCUUAGUACCAACCCCUACUUGAAUUUGGCAAGCGUGUUGCCUGGUAUCUGUCUUCCAGCAAUUGCCAGCAAAGCCUCGAGUCCACCACAGCAGAGCGGACUGUCCAACAACAUCGUGGAUGCUGCUGUGUCUCAGGGAACCGCAUCACAACAUGCAAUGGAAAAUUACUUUAAUUACGCUCAACAGCACGGGGAGUACACGCAGGUGGCUCCUGCGAGAAGUGAGAAGCGAGGCUCCUCGUACCUCGUUGCCUCCCCAGAACCUGGCCCGGUGGAGUACCUUGGCCAGCACGCUCAGGGCUCCGCAGUCCGAUACGCAGAAUCCUCGCUAAAAAAGAAGCGCGUUUACUGAGACCCGACGAGUCGGCCCUGCCUUGAGAGGCGAAGGCAAGCCUUGCGUACCUCUGCUAUUUAUUGCUGCCUUAACUUCAGACAAAUAACUUCUCUUUCUCCGUGGGUUACGAAUAUCCCAAGAGGAGCAACCCUGUGUAACAGGCAGGUUUGCCAAGUGAGCUGUAGGCGCCGAUACGCCGUUAGCCAUUUCUCAGUAGUCUGACUUGCCUUCUGGAAGGGUGGGGGGUGUCCUCCGUCUGCCACCAAAGCGAACAGUGGGGCUGAAGCCGACCCAGAGAGGUAACUCGCUGACUCAGCCAUUCCUGGCAGCGUACAGCUGAAAGCAAUAAAAACACUGAGGGGGGAACGCGGAUCCUUUCUCUGGUCCUCAGGCGGAGGAAGUUAAAGACAAAGUCUUAAUAGUAAUUCUCUUUCUUAUUUUUUUAACUCGAGACUGUGGGGUUGUUUGUUUUUUUUCCCUCAAUCUUUCUUAUCCCAGGAUUAAGAUCUCUGCAUUUACAACCUUUAUAUUUUUAAGAUUUCCUCUUAAUCCUGGAUGGAGAUGAUAUACCAAAUGUAUUCCUAGAGUCGCUGUGAUGUUUUCAAUAAACGUUUGGUAGAAGCGCGAUGCUACGCAGCGUGCUGCCUUGCAGAAUGAGGUUUUAUUCGGACAGCUGCCAUUUGGCCAAUGAAGUAACUUUUAUCUGCUUUGGGCAAAGAAGCCGCAGCUUUUCCUUGGAGUAGUUUGGUUUGUGAACGGAGCUGUGUUACACAGCAAAGCACCAGCUCAAAAGAGCAAAAAGCAGCGGUCUCCUGAAAGCUCUGGAAGUGCACUUGGUGGUGUUCUGCAGCCGUCCUUCCAGCAGGAACGUGGUAGGUGAUGGGUGGAGGUAACAGAGAGGGGGGAGCAUCCACCACCUCUUUGGCUUUGCCUGAAUGCGGAUGAGCCACACAUAGAGCAGAAGAGCCCCUACAGCUCUCCUUGGCUGCCUUCUUCAGUUCUGCCUGCUCUCCUCUCUAUUUAUUUUUUCCAGCCAUCUUUAGACAUUUGCUGCAAUCCAAGCUCCCCUCAAGUGCAGCAUCCUGGCUCCAGUUCUCUUUGCUUCUCCCAUCUCUCCUGCUGUGUGAAGUUCUUGUCCAAAGGAAAAGCCAUUCAUGUUCAGGCAUUAUGGCGGUAGGUGCACGGCGCAGGCUCAGCCCUGCACUGCUUAGCAGCCGGGUGGAUCUCAUUGUCUUUUUAUACUUAAAAAUGACUCGGUAUUUUUGGCUCAUAAGUGAAGCACCUCCGGCUGGCCUUUCCUCUUUGCUGUUCCUCCUUGUAGCUGAAGAGUUAGCAAGCAUUAUUUGAAAACCACAUGAUGGGCAGGGGGCCCUUCGGAAUCCCAUUGCAGAUUGAUUUGGACCCGGUGCACUCACUCAGCUCUGCCAUUAAGACUGAAAAAGCAGGCCUGAAUCUCUAGUUUGGUAGACAGUACUGAAGACAUAUUUUUUUAAUACUGAUUUGUGUUUAUUUUUUAUGAACAAUUUAAACUGUAUUUCAAGCUUUAGUGUGUGACCAGAAGAGAGAUUUUUCUUGGUUUUCCUGUUUGUUUUUUAACAUCAAAAUCUCUCCUCCCUCACCGGUGUUGGAUGGAUAAUGGUGUGCACUGCACACAGGUAGUAAAUGCCUCAGACAGCCAAAUAGCAGCACGGUUAAUGGGAGACACGACGUUGUGGGGGGUGGGAUUCUGUAUGUAUUGAUAAGUUCACUUGUAAUAUUUUGUUCAAACUGUUUGUAUACGCAACUUUCUUAAUUUGUUACCCUUUUCAGUGAAAAUAAAGUGUUUGGUACACGUUUA